This is a messenger RNA of Nematocida minor, 2874 nucleotides long. RefSeq lists its product as uncharacterized. NCBI's taxonomy places the organism in Eukaryota, Fungi, Microsporidia. The coding region runs from base 1 to 2874 and encodes 957 amino acids. The record is from RefSeq and is a predicted model, not a curated record. The transcript has a single exon.
AUGAAAAAUCAUAAACUGGAGAAAUUACUGAAUGCAGGUGCAAUUCUUGCUCUAUGUGUCAUAAGAUGCCGAGGCAGCGGAAAUGCUUUUGAUCAGGAAGUGCUUGACAGAAGUGCUGGUCUAUACAUAGACGGGAAUAGAGUGGCAUCCAAAAUAGAUGGGUUGUAUUUUUCAUCUAGUAGCUUUCCCUUGAGCAUUUCCCCUAUAGAGAAAAUCCGCUCUCUGCACCUUUCAAACAGAAAAAUAGAUCCGCGUGUCCAAUAUCAGCAAGGCGCGGCAGAGAUGAGUGUGGCAGGAAGUGCUUUAAACCAGAUGGAUGCGCGCAGAGGUAAAGAGCCUUUCUCUGAAGAAAAAAAAAGAAAGAUAAAUGAAGCAGACAGAGCAGGAGGAAGAGAGAAUCCAAUGGACUUCUAUGCUGAUGACCGAUCUCCGCUCCAUAAAAAACAGAGAAGUGAAGAAGAUACAUCGAUGGAAGUGUCUAUUAUGUCCAAUUCUGAGGAAGAAGAGAUUGAAAUCAUCAAAAAGAGUGGCAAACGAGUGGCUCAGAAAGGUCGAGAAGUCUCACUGUCUGAAAAAGCAGAUGAAACAGCAGAAGAUCAACGAAAAACAAUUGAUCUUGACAUCAGUCUGUGGAACGAAAAAAGAUUGUACAACUCGGGAAGAAAAAAAGAGAAACUAAACACUAAAACAAUAUACAGAUACGACAUGUCCAACAAAAGCAUGCGAGACGAAGUAAGGCUGGACUCGUACCAAAUACAGUUUAGAGAGGACAUUAAAGACUUUUUCACAAGAACUGCUCCUCUGAUACAGCAGAGUGCUCUGUGCUACUUCAUUGCAAGCAGAUGCACAACCAUAAACACAAAAUACAAGGAUCUUCUAGGCCUCCAAGAGAUACUCAAAGACAAUGAAGACGAAUGCGCAAAAAUGGUAAAGAGCUUGGAAGGAUACUAUCCCGGGAUAAUUGGUGAUAUGAUAGCAUACAUAGACAAGUAUAGACCCACACGAACGAACAAUCUACCCUGCUCGGUUGAGUGGAAUGAAAAUCUGGGCGACAUUUAUAUACGAGAAGAUCUCGAUUUAAACCACUACAGCCCAGAAGAAAGCUCCCAGGCUGGAGGGAUAGACAAGAAGUACCGCACUGUUGCCUGUGCUGUGCGUAUGGUUCUAGUGCUUCCUGAGGUGUACAAAGACUUUCUUAACAUCAGCCCAGAGUUUAUAAAAAACACCAAAACUUCAAAAGACCUAGCAAGGAAAAAACAAAACUGCCAAAUUCUGUUGAAAAUACAAGAGCUGGUUCACAUGCACGCGGAGGAAAAAAUAAACGCUGGAGUGUACAAGGAGCUAUACACAGCUCUUGAAGACGUGUAUGAAAAAGACACAUUUCCUAAAGUGGCAGUGACUGAUCUGUACAGAGGCAUUUACACUCUUCUUGCCAGAUUCUACGAAAAUGCAGGAGGAAUGGACAAGAAAAAAGAGUACAAUCUGGUUGGGAAGUGCAUAAUAAAGAACCAGAAGUACAUGAAGUGCGAGAUAAAGGUGGAUUUGGGAACAGAAGACACAGACAAAAGAGUUCUGAGUCUCGGGUAUUCACUGGAGAAGAACAAAUGGGAUAUUUCGCCCAAGAUACACAAGCACUACCACGUGCUGUACGUGAACAAUGCAACCAGCCAGCUCAGAAGGCUGUGCAUGCCCAUAUACGUAGACAGCGCUGGAAAAGAUCGCUAUAUCCACACAAUCAUCGACAUAAUAAACCAUAUAAAAGUGCUGUAUGAAGUGAAGGAAGAGGCUGACGUUAUACACCCGUUUAAGAUGAAUAAAAGGAGUAAAAAGUGGACAUACAUCAAAGAAAAAGACAGAAAUAAAAAAGUAGAAGAGCUAGAAGGACAUGAAGUAGUGUUCUACCGCAUUGAUGAAGACCCCGCAGAAAAAAGAUUUACAUUUGCAAAGUUUAGGCCUCUGCGGUCUUACAAGGACGGCGACAUUUGGAUACCACUCUUCCUUACGCCUCUGAUGAGACGCGCAGUAGACCUUGGCCCUUUUAUUAGGAUGGAAAAUGAACACAAAGAGCUAAGCCCAGUAGAAGUUAAAGAUACAGUGCCCGAUAUAUACGUAUAUGACUAUAAGUACAAGGAAAAAAAGUAUUCAGACUUUUACAAAUACUACAGCAACCUGUACAUACAAUUUGAUAAAGAAGAAAAAAGAAGUGUGGACUGCUACAUGAUGGACUUAGAGUGUAAGCCAACCAAAAAAGAAAAUAGCAUAGUUGAGGCUGUGUGGUACACAAGGAUGCCAAGUAGUGUGGAUGAGUAUACACACUGUGUGCUGGGAAAGGAGUUUUCUAAAGAAGGAAGCUCAGAGGCAUUUGAUGAGCUUAUUGAAACAGUAGAGUCAAGAGAGUAUAAUAAAGACAGCGAGCUGCAGGGAUUCAGGCUGAGCAACAGCCAUGCACUAAAUAGCGAGACAGCAGAACAGACUCAGGUAAUAUUUAACCUACUGCCGAACAGCAGCUGUUAUAAGGUGUCUGCAAAUGAAGAGAUCUUGGAGAAAAUCAAACUAGAAAUGUUCAGAGGAAAAGAAAAACUAAGAGAGAUAGAAGAAGAGAAGAAGAGAAUAGGGAAAAUCAACAUAAAAACAGAUACAAAGAAGUCAAUAAGACAAAAGCGGACCGUAAACUCUACAAAAAGCAAAACAGCCAAAAGACUGAAAGAUCUAAACAAGGAGCUGUACAUAGCUCUCUCUAAAAGGCCUGACUCCAGCACUGAGCUCAUGGUAUUCCGCAAUGCAAACCACAGCAAGUCCAAUCUAGGCGUACAUAACGAGAUCUUUGACAUUUUCAUUACAGUGUACAGAUAUAGAAAGAGGAAUACCGGUUAG